Molecule: messenger RNA, 1020 nt
Organism: Homalodisca vitripennis (glassy-winged sharpshooter)
Lineage: Eukaryota; Metazoa; Arthropoda; Insecta; Hemiptera; Cicadellidae
Product: trypsin-7-like
Exons: 6
Coding region: 96-923 (275 amino acids)
Biological process (GO): proteolysis
Molecular function (GO): serine-type endopeptidase activity
Source: RefSeq, a predicted model, not a curated record
GUUAUCUCAAGAGGUUAAAAUCUCUAAUCUCUUAUAGAUAACACAAUAACUCCUUUACUAUACUAGAUUCAAAUUUUCUUCAAUUCAUACUAAAAAUGAAUCUCCACCCUAUUUUCUUGUUCACAUUAGGAUUAAUUGUAAUCCCCGAGAUCAGCUCUACAAGACAUAUCUCACCUGGAAGACUUCAAGGAGAAAAUGAAGGUACUUCCAUUUCUUUGGGUAUAUAUGACGGGAAGGAAACAACAAUACAACAACACCCGUACUUGGUAUCGGUCAUUAUUCAGGACUACUUCUGGUGUGCCGCCACCAUAGUUAGCCGGAGUUGGGUCGUCAGUACUGCAGACAACGUUUUUUACCAAGAUCCCAAAGACAUGCAAAUCAACGCUGGUAGUGAUGAUGGAUUUACCGGCACCUUCUACACUGUAGCUCAAGUUGUUGUACACCCGAAGUACAACCACAACUACGACUACGACUACGCUUGUGUCCAGAUUUCCGAGAAAUUCCAGUGGUCCAAUGCGGUAAAACCCAUCAAGUUGCCCAAGAGAAGACCUCGUCUUAAUACUAAGAUGGUCGUAGCUGGUUGGGGAAACACAGGCGAGGAUGAAGAGGACAAACCUAACUCUACUCUUCGUCAAGGUACCAUGAGAUGGAUAUCGCAGAAGUCUUGCAAAGCUGCGUACUCUAGCUCUAGUCUAUCAUGGACCGACAGAAUGGCAUGUGCCUACAAUAAAGGAAAAACCACCCUCUGUGACGGUGACUGGGGGGACGCUUUCGUCAACAAGGGUGUAUUCUACGGUCAGUUCAUCUACGUGGACAGCAAGGGAUCCUGUUCAUCUUCCGCCCUACCAGUCGUGCUGGCUGACAUCAUCCCUGUUGCUAGCUGGGUCAGGCAACUAACUGGAGCUGCCUUCGAGUCCGACUAACGAGUAGUAGAGAAAUUUAGUUGUUCGUGAAUAAGAUGCUACAGUUGGUUAAUCAAAUUAUGAAAAUAAAUAAUGAGCUUUUGAUUUUGUAACUUCA